CGGUGCCUGCGGUUACUCGUUUAUGGUUGGCCCACAAGCAGCUGCGCGCUGUGGUCUGGAGGAGGAACCAAGCACAGAGGCCCGUGCGCAAACCGCGUGUGACACGGGAUCGGACAGGCAAGGCUAGCUAAUUAUCCAAGUGAACUCCAGAGAUGGAUUCCAGCAGCAGUGAGUGUUUCAGGUGUGGCCGUUCCGGACACUGGAUCAAGAACUGCCCUGAAGCAGUACGUGGGCGUGGCAGGGGGCGUGGCCGUGGGAAAGAUCUGUUCUGUUACCGCUGUGGAGAGCAGGGCCAUAUUGCGCGAGACUGCGAGCAGACUGAGGAUGCCUGCUAUAACUGCCACCGCAGCGGGCACAUCUCCCGGGACUGCAAGGAGCAGAAACGCGAGCAGUGCUGCUACAACUGCGGGAAGGCGGGGCAUGUGGCGCGCGACUGCGACCACAGCCUCGAGCAGAAGUGCUACUCCUGCGGGGGCUUCGGCCACAUCCAGAAACUCUGCGACAAAGUCAAGUGCUACAGGUGCGGAGAGACUGGCCAUGUUGCUAUGCAGUGCGGCAAGGCAAGCGAGCAAAGCUGCUACAACUGUGGGAAGACUGGUCACCUGGCCAAGGACUGCCCCAUUGAAGCCACCGCCUAACCCCCCACCCCACCCCUCCUCUCUCACACGCUUAUUUUCUCUGUCAGCUUAGCUGGCUACAGUAUGGCCCACGGAGGCUGGUUCCAGGCCAGACCCAGGCCAGUCUCAGGCCAGUGAGCUCUUGACAUGUUAAAGGGGUGGAAAGUGGACUUCCUGCAUUCAGUACAAAAGAUGUGUUUAGGUUGUAGAGGUGCUGUAACCCCCUAUGUGCAGAGGGGUUAUGGAGGGAGUCUAAGAACUCCUUUAGCCAGAUGGGUGUGGGUGUGUGUGUGUGCGUGGGUGUGUGUGUGUGUGUGUGUGCGUGGGUGUGUGUGUGCGUGCGUGCGUGGGUGUGUGUGUGCGUGCGUGUAUGAGUGCGUGCGUGCGUGUGCGUGUAUGAGUGCGUGUGGGUGUAAGAGAGAUCAGUUUGCAGCUUAUGACCAACAUGUUUCAGAGCUGUACAAACAGUAGGUGGGUGUUAAUGGCAACUAAAUAUUCUAAUAAACUGCCUAAAUUCUAAAUGUUAUCUUAAUAAACUGGCUACAUUCUGGGUGUGAAAAGAUGAAUGAAACUGACGUCCUUAAUUGAGUUGUAAAUGCUGCCUGUACGCACGUUUCAUGAGCGAAUGAGCCCAGAAGCAAAACCUUCAUCUGCAGAAAGAAACCCCCAAUUACGAAAUGUUUUCCACAGAAUUCAAAUCUUAUUUUUGUAUAAUAUGUCAUGUAGACCACUGUAAAAAUAUAUAUAUAAUUUGCUUGUACUUGGUUUGUCAGACAGUAAAUGCAACUGAGAAUAUAGAAGUGUAAUUUUAAACUCAAUAAACAGGAGGAAGGGGAA
Molecule: messenger RNA, 1454 nt
Organism: Conger conger (European conger)
Lineage: Eukaryota; Metazoa; Chordata; Actinopteri; Anguilliformes; Congridae
Gene: cnbpa
Product: CCHC-type zinc finger, nucleic acid binding protein a
Exons: 5
Coding region: 153-638 (161 amino acids)
Biological process (GO): positive regulation of cytoplasmic translation
Cellular component (GO): cytoplasm
Molecular function (GO): single-stranded RNA binding; mRNA binding; translation regulator activity
Source: RefSeq, a predicted model, not a curated record